ACAAAUAAAAUCGAUAAGCAUAAAAGUAUUAAAGCAAAAAAAGAUAUAAAAAGCAAAAACAAAGCAUUUAAAAAAGACGUGCCAGUGUAUAUAUCGUGUGUGACGGCAACAACAAUAAUAACGGCAACAACAUCAACAACAUCAUCUUCAUCAUUAUCAUCAACAACAACAACAACAACGGCGAUUUCGAGUAUAGCAGCCAAAGCAAUAUCAACGUCGAGGACAAAGACGGAAGGAAACUCCAUCGAUUUUGCACCAUCUCUAGACUUUCUCAAGUGGAGUUGUAUCGUUUGUGUAAAAAAAAAAAGAGCGAACAAGUUUAGAGGCAGCGACAACGUUUGCGUUGUCUUGUCACUCGAGUGUUCUACACCCUUCCCAAAACUAUUUAGACAAAAAUCUCAAUUAAUUUAUUUGAUAUAAAUUAGCAGAAUAUAAACAGCCAUUGGCGAUAAAUGGCUUACAGCGUUAAAAUGUUCAAAAAACAUUAGAUAAAAUUUUCUAUUGCUAAGUAACGCGCGAUGGACAACAGCAGCAGCAGCAACAAUCAAGAUAAAAAGCCGCCUGGGUCCAAUCACACACAUCAUACAACAUCAGCCACUUUAACAACGGCUUUACCAGCAAAUCAACAAAUAGCUAAUGCAGCUGGUUCCGUUGGUGCUAGUAGUGGUAACGCAGAACAGCUGCAUCUGCCACCACCUUCGCCGCAAUUAGCCCAACAUACAUCAGGUGCCAAUGGCGGCAUUAGUGGCUCUGGCGGCUUACCUACAAAUACUAGUAAUGCUUCCAUUUUGUCUGUGCAAGGUUCAAUAACUCUACAAUCGUUAGGGGGGAACGUUGGGAACCUUACCAAUAAUAAUACUACUAAUAAUUAUUAUAAUAGUUCUUCUACGCUCCCAACACAUUUACAAGCUCCCGGCCCCAGUGCCAGCGAUUUCGAUUCAGACACAGAGCUCUCCAUAGUAGCAGCUUCUGCGCAAGCAGCAGCUGCGGCUGCGGCUGCUGCUCUUGCCAGCACUAAUGGAUAUUCGUCCAAUAGCAAUAAUAGCAACGGCAAUGGUAAUCAAAGUUUGAAUGCUAAACAGCAACGUCAGCAAAAACGACGUCGUGAAAGGGCACAACGUUUGCAGGCUGAACGUGACAACCGUAGUGCAACGAUUACAAGUGCUAGCGGUAUUGGUGCCAAUUCCCUAACUAAUGCGGGUCAUCUUUAUCAUGCGAGUAGUGCUAAUAGUUUGGGCGAAGACAGCAACAAUUCCAAUGGAAAUUAUACGACAAGCAGUAGUAGCAGUAGCAACAACAACAAUGUUCUUUUACCACCCACAGAUAGCAUUGCGUCGCUUCUACUGAAUCCGCCGCACUCACCGGAAUGUCAUGGAGGUCUUAUGGGCACGCCAAGCGAUAGCGAAGGUGAAUCACUUGACGAAGAUCUCCUGUCAACAUCAUCAUCAUCAACGUUAUUACUGCCUCGUGAUAAAGCACCGCCCAGGCCUCCACCACCUGUGCGGCGUAAGUUACCACGUUCUCCUGUUUUAGAGGAGGAGAUUAUUGAUGGCUUUGCAAUCUUGGAAUUCAAAACCUACGAGGAUUUAGAGUAUGCUAUAAAAAUGGGCCAACAACGCAAAGAGAAACGUUUAUCUGCCUUAGAAGAAUUGACGUGCACCUAUAGCAUUGAAGAAAUUAAAAUGCCAAAGAUCAUCGAUACUGGGCAGCCGCAUCCGAUACGGGGUAUUGGAGCGGGUGGUGGCAUCGGUGGAGGAGGUGGCAUUGGUUUGGGUUCAUUAACGCUCAAUCACAAUAAUAAUCACAAGGAUAAUAACAGUAUUCGUAUGCAAACGAUAAAUUCAACAAUGGUUAGCAAUAAUAGUAGUAAUAAUAAUAACAACAAUAGCAACAGUGGUAAUAAUAAUAAUAACAACAAUCAGAAUUCGAGCAUUAACAUUGGUGGCAGUACAAACCUCCUUAAUAUGACAUCUACCGUUGAUUCCGUAGUAAAUGCGGCUCUAACAUCGCUGACAACGUCAGCAACAACGACUGUGACUAUGACUACUAUGGAUCAUCAUUCCAUCACCAAUAUGACCACAUCACCAUGGAAAGGUUCUAAUAAUAGCAGUACAAUAACCAAUCAUAAUGGUAAUAGUAGCAGUGAUGUUAAAAGUGUCGUUUCAGCAGAUAACUGUAACGAUACCAGUAUGAUGAUGAUUAUGGACGGCUGUGAUGGCAAUAAUAGUACUAGCCUGAGCAGCUUGUCCGUGGCGUCGGCCAUUACGAAUGUAACAAAUAGUUCAAGUAGUGCAAUGCCCUUGGCUGUUGUAACCACAAAUACUGCUUCUUUAACGAGCACGAACAUCUCCAGUAAAACAACGGCAACAAAUCCGAUCAUCAUUACAGCAUCGACGCCCACUGCAGUACACAAGUCAAUGUUAACAGCAACGGCCGCGACUCCGGUAGCAGCAAAUUCGCUAAGUUUAGAAGCAACACAUCUAACAACGACCACAACAACAACAACACCAACAAAUCAUAUCGAUAAACUUGUAAAUAAUUUGGCAACGUCAACAACGCCAACGAUGUCGUUGCAUCAGCAACAUCAACACCAACAUCAACAUCAACAGCAGCAACAACUCGUCACAAAUGAUUCGAAUAAAAUAACGGCGAUCUCAACAACACAUAACGCCGGCAAUAAUCACGGUUUAACUAUGGUAACUGCUCCCCCGACCAAUAUGAAGAAUAUAAAUUCUAUGAUUGGCAUACCUGGAGGGGGUUUUAACAAAUCAAACGCACAUGUAAUGGAUCAAAAAAUGCACAACAGUCAGAAUAGCAAUAAUGAUAUUUUAGCUAAUAUAAUAACAACAACAACAACAACAACAACAACAACAACAAUCCUACCAACAAUUUCAGUACCAACAACAACGGCCACAUUAAUAACACCAUCAUCUUCAUUAUCUUCAACGGCAUCGUCAUCGUCGUUAUCAUCAUCACCCUUAUCGACAUCAUCAUUAUCAGCGGCUGCAUCAUCGUCAUCUUCUACAUCGUUAUCGUCUUUAGUGAGUCAAAAAGAUUUACAUUCAACGGUUUUUCUGAAUAGUGGACCUGUGGCUAAUCAGACAAAAGUGCAUUCCCAACAGCAUCAUCAUCACCACCAUCAACAGCAGCAGCACCAUCAAAUUCAGCAACAGCAGCAUCAUCAUCAACAUCAACACCAUCAUCAUCACCAUAUACCACAUCAUCAGCAUCAGCAUCAGCAUCAUGCCAAAGAUGCCCUUAGUGUUUCCAGUGAGCAACAGAUCAAAGAUCGUUUAAAUGAUGCAAAUACUAGAGUUAAUAAUGUUGGAAAAGGAUUUAAUAUCUGUGAUAGCGGCAAUGAUGAAAAUAAGGGUUCUGAAAAGUUAGGAGCCAUCGUUUUUCCUUCAACGCCCACUCAACAAAUUUCGAAUGCCACACCAAGUCCUACUACUCCCCGGAAGUCGUCAGAUUACCCACAACAAGCAACCAGCACACCAUCCACAACAACGAAUACAUCAUCGAAUUCAGGCUUAGUUGUUGGCUCAGUUUCUAAUUCUCUACAGAAAUCAAAUAAUGAACAAUUACCAACAUUUUCUGCCCCGUCGUCUGUUGGAAGUAAUAGCUUAUCAGGAAACAGUUCUCAAAUUGGGGGGCCUAUUGGAGGACCUUUUCAAGACAGUGUACCGCCUGCAUCCGCGCCGAAUAGCAGUGGAGGUACCAAUAUGGGUAUAGUUACAGUAACACCGCCUUCGCAUCCCGCAUUUGUGUCGUCUUCGGUGUCAACCGUGCCAUCGGUAACUGAAAAAUCACCCCUAGGACCACCGCACAUGGCGCCUACAUUUUCUCCCGCUAAUCAGCUUUCUAAUGAUCCGCGAAAUGCUUUAACGUCACCCUCACCUUCGGGACCCUCAGCCAUCCAGCAUUCACAUGGGGAGGGUCCUUUUGGUACCAAACAUGUAACGAGUUCUCCAUCUCCUGCGGCUGGUAAUCAUAUGUCUCCCGCGUCGAAUGCAUCGCCACUGCCUGGUAUGCAUCCGAAGUCAACUGGUUUGUUACCACCUGCCGGCACAAAUUCACCAGCUACUGGAAUGCAACUGCCACUUGGCACCCAAAUGCCAGUUUCAUCUUCUGCGUCACCACUCCAUGCUCCCGCUGGUGGUUUUGGUUCGACUGGUUCAAUUAGCAGUAGAUUAGGUCCACCACAUCAACAGCACCCAUUCGCGCCUUCACCUCUUCAUUCCAAUGCCUCAUCGCUAAUGUUAAAGCCGAACGAAGUAGAAAGCCGAGAAAAAAAUUCUAUGCACAACGUUCCGCAGCCACCACCAAUAAUGAAUGGCUACUUACCAUCAUUUGUAUCGACAAGCGCACAAAGCACGUCAACUAGCGGUGCAUCUAGGAUCUCGCCACAUCAAAAUGUUGUAAAUAUACCAGCUACAACCCCAGGACCUGGCUUACCACCUCCUCCACCACAUCUGUCUGUGGCUAAUAAUUCAAAGUCCUCAUUAGCCGUGUCGACAUGCGCUUCACUGCAUUCGUUAUCUGUCCCUCCCCCACCCACAUCCACUACUAUGGCAUCAGCUAAAAUAGCUCACAGUAAUUCUGGUAAUAUACCUCUCAUGCAAAACUCUGCGGCGGGGUUUGUUCCAGGAGGCCUUCCACCAGGACUACCGCCUGGUGUUGCUCCGCCUCCAGGUAUGUUAAGUGGAGCUUUGGGACCUAAUGGCAUUUCUCCUAUGUUGUUGCAUACAUCACCAUAUCGCCCGCCAUACUCAAACUAUCCUCUCUAUGCACCAUACAGUAGUCUGCCACACAGUCCUUAUUUGCCCCCCGCAGUUCCAUCACCUAGUGCUUCUCCGCGAACUAGUCGGGAGUCUCCGAUGAUGACACAAAUAGGAAAAACUUCCGGUAUAAGACCUCCUACGCCAGUAAGCCAACCUUCAGUGUCAGUACCUUGUCAACUACCGGCUCCAGCAAAUAAUAAUAAUGGUGGCGUUAGUAUUACAAGCAGUGCUGUUAUAAGUUCUGUAUCCACAGCGGCACCGGCACAUACAUCGCUAACAACAACAGGAUCCUUAAGUAAUCCUUUGCAAACGGGCUUACCGCCCACUAGCGUGGCUCCUCAUUUGUUGCAUCAUCCUCACCUUCCAUACCCCACAUCUCUGCAGCUGACACAGCCGAUACUUAGUGCUCCUCCCAAUUUGCCGCCACCUUCGGUUAGCCAUAGUCAUACUAUAGCCAAUGUGACCACAACGACAUCAGCGGUUACUCCCCUAAGUGCAAGUUUAAGUAGUGGCAAUAGCAUACCUUCGUCAUCGCUCAACCGGGAUGGUCCGCAAUUAUUACCUCCACCACCACCGCAUUUGCUUACACACCCUCAUCUUACUCAGCCGCACAUACCGCCAAUACCGUCGCAUAUGCUGCCACCACAUCCAGCAUUGUUGCGUGGAGCUUCGCCUACCACGGUCAAUAACGGCAAUCAUUCUACAACCAUUGGUGGGGUGCACACCACUCUUAGCAACACAACAAUGGCGUCGUCUUCGUCGUCGUCUUCAUCUGUGAUCCAUAAAGUGAUUUCGCCGAAAAGCGAAAGUCCAAGUAAAGAGCGCAACGAUGUUAGCUACAGCAAUAUACCUCGUUCUACAACGGUUAAUGCACAUCUGAGCGGUCCCAUAAAUCCGCAAAUAGGGCCAUACGUUAGCGUACCUGGUUCAUUGGUACAACAUUCAGUUUCAAUGGCUCCAUCUAAUGCUGCCUAUAGUUCCACGGUUUCUUUGCCUAACACAAGUCAUGCCACGGGCUUAGCUACAACUAUUAUGAGUUGUGGCCCACAUCAAGCACCUAGUCUACCAUAUCCGCCAAAACCCACUUUAUGGCCGACAUCAAGCUCAUCGGCUUCAAUGCCCAUACCGCCUCCUUCAUCGAUGAUUACCACUCAUGCUUCAAAUAUGGCAGCACGACCAACACCUCCCCCUAGUGGUCCCGUACCGCCAACGUCAACAGCCGUAACACCUAUUUCCGUAUCACCGCAUACUACACCACUGCAUUCCUCCAACGUUCCUGGUCCUGGACCAAGCACCUUCCAACCACAAUAUUUUAUUCCCCCUUUACCACCUGUUCCUGUAACAGUGGCUAUAUCUUCUAUGAGCGUGGUUUCUGCAGUUAAUUCUGCAUCUAUUUCCAAUUCCUCAAUGCAGCCACCAACAAUUCUAACAACCAUGGUUACAAGUGCACCAGCAACAUCAACAACACAAAGUUCGGCUCCGCAUCCUUUCUCAGCCGAAUCUCUUUUCCAGCCAAGUAAAAAUGCCCAAGCUGAUUUGUUGCGUGAGUUAGAUAGUCGGUUUCUGGAAUGUAGUCGUAGUGGGAUGUCGGUGCCACCGCCUUCAACACAACCAGGGCCUAGCGCUACUACACCGACGCCAGCAGCACCACCAACAUCUGCAGCUCCAACCGCUGCGCCUGCGACAGUGCCGGUGGCUCCUCCACAACAGCCUCCAACAGCUCCUCAUUCUUCACCGGCUGGUCCAUCCGCCUAUUUAAGGCAAGAACUACAUCAUCAUCAGCAUCAGCAUACACAUUUGCAUCAACAUCAACAGCUUUUACCGACUGCCUUAACGGCUGCACCACCCACAGCUCCAGCCCCCAUGUUCCCACCUCCUUUAUUCAAAGACAUUCCCAAGAUUGCUGCGGUGGACUCACCCUUUUAUCGUACUGGUAUUGGUCUUCCCGGCUAUACUGGCUACAAUCCUGCUGGUCUCCUGCAUCCUGGUUUGGGAGGCCCUACACCAUUCAUGCCUCCCAGCCACUUGACUUCGUUUGCGCCAAAGAAAACCGGACGAUGGAAUGCUAUGCAUGUGCGUAUAGCGUGGGAAAUUUAUUACCAUCAAAAUAGGCAAAAUCCCGAUAAAUUAGCCACCGGUAGCAGUGGCAAUAGUAAUAGCGCAUCUACAUCUGUAGGUCCACAAGUUGGAAGUAGCACGGGCAAUGCUGGCAGUGGAAGUGCAAAUGUUACCCCUAACAAUAACGUAAGCGUUUCACAAAGUGGCGUAGUGACGUCUCUUUCCAAUUUAGGCGCAGGGCCUUCGCCGUCAGUAAGCUCGCUAAACAUGAAGGCAUCUCCGGCUUUAACGUUAAGUGCGGCACCUUCACCUCAUUUACUCCAUAGACCAGGAGAAUUGCCACCAGCUGCAGCUUAUGCUGGAACUUUACCGGGUCGAUCUCCAUUUGAAACAUCACCUCUUUCUGCCAGUUUUAUAGGUGCCCCGCCCAGUCAUAUUGGUAUGUCAGGAAUAUACUGUACUGCUGUUUCACCAUUCGGUCGUUAUGUCGGCCCGUUUGGUUUUGGUCUGCCACCGUUCGGUAGGGAAAUACCGUUGGGUGGUACUUUACACGACCCCUGGAGAACGGUGGCUUUGCCACGAACUGUGCCUUAUCAUACUGCCGCACCGGGGGCGCCGCCCGGUUGGCCAAUGAAACCCGAUACAACCGCUUUAGAUAAUGCUCGACGUGAGGCAGAGGAAAGGGAGCGUGAACGUGAACGCGAACAAAGAGACAGAGAACGUAGAGCACGCGAGCGCGAACGCGAAGAACGUGAUCGUAAAGAAAAGGAGGAAAAACUUAAAAGAGAACAACAAGAACGGGAAAGGGAAAGAGAACGGGAGCGCGAACGUAAGGAAAAGGAACGAAGGGAGAUAGAACGUCGUGAGCUUGAACGAGAACGUUUGAUGCAACAGCAACGUAUUAAUGAGUCCAAUAAGCUCUCACAGGCAGCAGCUGCCGCAGCGGCAAUGAAUACAGCUCGAGAGCGUUCGCCGCAUCGUAGUGUCACCGAUAUGCAAGGAGGACCAGUAGUACCACAAGGACCAGAAAUGCGUAUCAAAGAAGAACACCCGCGUACAAAAGAAGAACAAGAUGCAAUGAUGAUGAGAGCAUCUGCAGCGGCCGUUGCAGCAGACCCACGAUAUCAUCAAUCGUUGGCUGCUGCGCAAGCAAAUGCGGCAGCAGCUGCUCAUCAUGCAACGUUUCUGGCAAGUCGUCAUGGACCACAUGGUCCGCCUCCACCCCACAUAACCAGAACUAUGAUGCCUCCCACUCUAGCUGCUCCACCGUUAACGCAUUUCGGGCCAGCAGCGCCACCAGGGUGGGCGAUGGAUCCAUACCGGGAUCCAUAUAUGGGAUUACGUUAUAAUCCUUUAAUGGAAGCUUUAAGGCAUGAAGAAGCAAUGAAUCAUAAAGCAGCAAUGAGUAUGUAUGCGGUUCAGACAGCAGCACACUUACGUGGCAAAGAGCCUUCACCUAUACCUCCGCCAAGUAGUGUGGGUGGACCGUUGGGACCACACCAUCGCCUACAGCCCGGUCCAAUGAUAGCACCGCCACAGGUACCUCCCACUUCAUUAGGGGGCAAACCUUCCAACUUAGGAGUUAUGCCUCAUCCCAUGUCCAUUGAUCCAAUGUUAGCGCCUAAAAAGGAAGAAUCACCAAGCGGAGUAAUGGGUAUGACAUCAGCUUCUUCUUCGGCACCAUCAGCAGCUACCCCAGGUCGAUGAUAAAUCAAUAUGCUAGAGCUUUCGUAGUUAUGACUAUAAAUCGCAAUAGAGAGAAUAUUAGAAGAAAAGAGAAAAUAAGAAAAAAGAAAUAUUUAUCAACAUAUAUAGCAAGAGACCAAUAAUUCUGAAAGACACAAAGCAUUGUAUUAUGUAUGGAAACAAAUUUUGUUAUCGUUCUUGUGAAUUGUAUAUAUGCGAAAAUUGAAAUAUUUCUAUUAGGUCAUUUUGGAUAAAAUACCUUUGAAAAAAUCGAUUACCGAAAGAAUGUAUAAAAGAAAAAUUGAGUUUUAAAGAAAAGAACACAAAAGCUCACUCACAAGUAGCUUAAAGAUAAUUCUCUCUAAAUAGUACCAACUCUACUCAUCGCCUCAAUUUGCUUAUAAACGUUACUAAAUUGUAAAUAUGGUUAUCUAUGAAACCCUUUAGUUGUUUAGAAUACAAGGAAGAAAAACAGAGAGAAGGAGUCAUGUAGAAAACACAAGGGCAAUAAUAGCGUCGAUAUCGUAAAAAAUUGAAAUAGGAAAAAGUACAUACUAGGUAUGCUACGGGGUAGGCCGCAACAUAUAAGCAUAUACUCUUAAGCAUACUCUUCAUUCGCUCGUUUUGUAUAUGUAUGUAUGUAUAUAUGCAUAUAUAUAUUAUACACAUAUAUAUAUUAU
Molecule: messenger RNA, 9205 nt
Organism: Glossina fuscipes
Lineage: Eukaryota; Metazoa; Arthropoda; Insecta; Diptera; Glossinidae
Gene: tay
Product: serine-rich adhesin for platelets
Exons: 13
Coding region: 519-8546 (2675 amino acids)
Source: RefSeq, a predicted model, not a curated record